UUUUCCACCCCGAUCCCUCCCUCUCUUCUACCUCCGGAUCCGCCACCUCCACUACGUUGUUCUCCGGAAUCCCGCCUCCUAAACAUUUCUCCCGUCGGCCGGCCGGAAGGGAAGGACCUCGCCGGUGUCUUCGCCGCAGAACAAGUCGAUUAGAUCGACGACAAGUCGCGGUCUUUGCCCACUUGGUGACCGAGAAUUUUCCACCGCGUGCAGUUUGAUUCAUGUGAACAAAGAGCGGCACCGAAUCGAAUCGAAUCCAAUCCAGUUGAAGACUUUCUCGCCGAGCUGGGCCGAUCGACGGACAUGGACAUGGACAUGGACAUGGAGGGGGGCUCGCAGUCGCAGCCGCAGGGCGCCUCGCUCUCGCCGGCGCCGUUCCUGAUCAAGACCUACGAGAUGGUGGAGGACCCGGCGACCGGCCGCGUGGUGUCGUGGGGCCCCGGCGGCGCCAGCUUCGUGGUGUGGAACCCGCCCGACUUCUCCCGGGACCUGCUGCCCAAGUACUUCAAGCACAACAACUUCUCUAGCUUCAUCCGGCAGCUCAACACCUACGGUUUCCGGAAGAUCGACCCGGAGCGAUGGGAGUUCGCGAACGACGACUUCAUCAGGGGGCACAUGCACCUCCUGAAGAACAUCCACCGGCGCAAGCCGGUGCACAGCCACUCGCCGCAGAACCAGGUGAACGGGCCGCUGGCGGAGUCGGAGAGGCGCGAGUACGAGGAGGAGAUCAGCAGGCUCAAGCACGAGAACAGCGUGCUCGUGGCAGAGCUCCAGAGGCAGGCGCAGCAGCAGUGCGGUCUCAGCUGGCUGAUGCAGUCGCUGGAGGAGCGGCUGCUGGCGAUGGAGCAGCGGCAGGCGGACGUCGUGGCCUCCGUGCGUGACAUCCAGCAGAGGAGACGAGGCGACGUUCAUCCAGGGCAGCAGACCAUGCUGGAACUGGAGCCGACAGACCAUUUCAGCAAGAAGAGGAGGGUCCCGACGAUCGGUUUCUUCGCCGAGGAGCCCGCCGCGGCGGCCGAGGAGCAGCUGCGGGCGACUGGUGGUGAGACGCCGGGCAUGGUCAUGGUGAACGCCGAGCCUUUUGAGAAGAUGGAGCUGGCCCUGGUCUCCAUGGAGAAGCUCGUCCAGAGGGCGGGCAACUAUGCGCCCUCUGAAGACAUGUUCAGCGCUGCUACUGCUUCUGCUUCUGCUUCUGCUGCACCCAGCACUGAUGAUCCGGCUCAUGCAGGUCUGCAGGAAGCACCAGUGGAGACCGGAGUAGAUCUUCAGCCAACUUCACCGGAGCUAGCAGAGCCUCCGGGUUAUGCUGUCCAGAGUCCAAUGCUACUAUUCCCAGAAAUUCAAGAAGACAAGCGCAAUACAACGGCCGAAGUCGACAUGAGCUCCGAGGCCAGCACCACAGACACUUCGCAGGACGAGACGAACGCCGAGGCCGAGACUCCACAUGAACAGGCCGUGGCGAACGAUCUGUUCUGGGAGCGGUUUCUGACAGACACGCCGAAGCCGCCAGCCGUCGAGGAUAGCCAUGAAUCCAAGGACGGUGUGAAGAUGGGCCUAGACUGCUACUGGUUCGGUCACCGUAACAAUGUCGACCAGAUCACCGAGCAGAUGGGGCACCUCGCUUCUGCACAGAAGAUCUGAUGGCUGGCCUACCAUUUCCGCUCAUGUAUGGCCCAUCCGUAAAUUAUACUCCCUCUGUUCCGAAUUACUUGUCUCGGAUAUGGAUGUAUCUAGAACUAACAUACAUCUAGAUACAUCCAUUUCUACGACAAGUAAUUCCGAACAGAGGGAGUAGUUUAGCCCGUCUCGCAUGCCCUCAUACUCUACAAGCAUCUCCUUUCAGAUAUAUUGUACGGUAUAUAGCUCCUCGUCACACACUGUGCACAUUUGUAAAUUAUUAGUCGCCAUGAUACAAUUUUGUAGUACAGUGCCCUGACUUGUCGUGUGUAUGCUUUGUUCCUGCUAAAAUAAUCUCC
Messenger RNA from Triticum dicoccoides, 1976 nucleotides. Its product is annotated as heat stress transcription factor A-4d-like. Gene Ontology annotation, molecular function: RNA polymerase II cis-regulatory region sequence-specific DNA binding; DNA-binding transcription factor activity. NCBI's taxonomy places the organism in Eukaryota, Viridiplantae, Streptophyta, Magnoliopsida, Poales, Poaceae. The transcript has 3 exons. Gene Ontology annotation, cellular component: nucleus. Bases 304 to 1641 code for a protein of 445 amino acids. Gene Ontology annotation, biological process: regulation of transcription by RNA polymerase II; cellular response to heat. The record is from RefSeq and is a predicted model, not a curated record.